Molecule: messenger RNA, 198 nt
Organism: Phytophthora nicotianae INRA-310
Lineage: Eukaryota; Oomycota; Peronosporomycetes; Peronosporales; Peronosporaceae
Exons: 1
Coding region: 1-198 (65 amino acids)
Source: RefSeq, a predicted model, not a curated record
AUGACCAAGAUCGAUGAAAAGGCACAGACGCUAGACAAGAUUGUCAGAUGGAGACAGAGACAUUUUGGACCCGUAAUCAAGAUCGAAGAGCAGCGCCUGAUCGUGGGGACAAGGAAGUGUGUAUCAGCGAAGGAUGCGACCUUUACGCGGAAGAUGUCAGUGAUAACAUGGCAGUCCUUCCAGACGUCGCUGAAUUGA